Messenger RNA from Lichtheimia ornata, 3372 nucleotides. RefSeq lists its product as uncharacterized. The record is from RefSeq and is a predicted model, not a curated record. Gene Ontology annotation, molecular function: RNA binding; RNA helicase activity; ATP binding. Lineage: Eukaryota; Fungi; Mucoromycota; Mucoromycetes; Mucorales; Lichtheimiaceae. Gene Ontology annotation, cellular component: catalytic step 2 spliceosome; intracellular anatomical structure. The transcript is spliced from 3 exons. Gene Ontology annotation, biological process: mRNA splicing, via spliceosome; spliceosomal complex disassembly. Bases 1 to 3372 code for a protein of 1123 amino acids.
AUGGAGGAUCUUGAGCAAUUGGAGCGAUUGUCACUUGUCAACAAGGUGGUGAGCGAGCUCUACAAUCAUACAGGAUUGAGCGAUAAGGUGUUAGCCGAAUACAUUUUGCAUUUGCAUGACGAAGCCAAGGGAUCGCUGGCCAAGUUCAAGUCUUCACUCAAGGAUGCCGACUUUUCAGAAUCGUUUAUUGAGAACCUGGAUCGCAUAAUCAACACCAUGAAGCCGAAACCGGGUUUAUCACAGCAACCAGCCGAAGUCAAGGCAGAGACGUUACCAGGUCUUGCUAUGGCGGAUGACCCCAACUGGUAUCAAAAGCGACAAGAAGAUUUGAAUGUAGCAGAUGAUAUGAUGGCAGAAUUGGAACGUGGUGAGCAACAACGACAACGAAGCCCUUCACCACCCGCACGUUCACGACGACGAUCUCGUAGCCCUCGACGACGACAUCAUCGAUCUCGUACUCCACCUCGUCGACGUGAAAAACCAGAUGAUGCACCUGUCAUUUACAAGAUUUACAAUGGUCGUGUUACCAACAUGCGUGAUUUUGGUGCGUUUGUACAACUCGAUGGUGUUCGUGGAAGAGUGGAAGGCAUGGUACACGUCAAACAGAUUGCACCUGGUAUGGUUCGUCAUCCUAGUGAUAUCGUACGUCGCAAUCAGCAGGUCAAGGUCAAGGUGAUGUCUGUUGCUGGAUCACGUAUCAGCUUGUCAAUGAAGGAUGUGGAUCAAGAGACUGGCGAGGAUUUAUCACCCAAUUUACGCGUACGAUCCAAAGAGGAAAUGGAUUCACUUGCAACUCGUAAUCCUGAUCGACCAGCAUCAGCUAUUCGUCGCCAAUUUGAUGAUGAUGGCCCCAAUCGUGCCGUUAAACGCAUGUCUUCGCCCGAACGUUGGGAGAUUAAGCAAUUGAUUGCUUCUGGUGUGGUGAAUGCUGCUGAUUAUCCCGAUAUCGACAAGGAUGCAAAUGACUUUGAAGCUGAUAUGGAAGCUGAAGAGGAGAUUGAUGUGGAAGUGCGUGAAGAAGAGCCACCCUUUUUACGUGGUCAGACCAAAAAGACAUUGCAACUUAGUCCUGUCAAAGUGGUUAAGAUCCCUGAUGGUACAAUGAAUCGAUCAGCAUUAGCAGGUGCAGCAUUGGCUAAGGAACGACGUGAACUUCGACACCAACAACAAAAUGAAGAGAUGGAUCAAGCUGCAAAGGAUGUCAAUAAGCCAUGGUUGGAUCCAAUGCCUGAACCUGGUGAACGCCAAUUUGCGCAGGAUUUACGUGGAGCAGCAGCUGCUGGUCAACAACCCAAAUCAGAAUGGAAACAAGCUACGUUCAACAGUGCAACUAGUUUCGGCAAGAUCACCAAUCUAUCAAUCCAAGAGCAGCGUGAAUCAUUGCCUAUCUUCAAGCUGAGAUCAUCCUUGGUACAAGCUAUUUCAGAGAAUCAGUUCUUGGUGGUGGUUGGUGAUACUGGAUCUGGAAAGACGACACAAAUGACACAAUACCUUGCUGAAGAAGGUUUCUCGAAUCUUGGUCGUAUUGGAUGUACUCAACCUCGUCGUGUGGCUGCCAUGUCCGUUGCUAAGCGUGUUGCUGAGGAAGUGGGUUGUCGUGUUGGCCAAGAAGUGGGUUACACUAUUCGUUUCGAAGAUUGUACAAGCCCCGACACUCGCAUCAAGUACAUGACCGAUGGUAUGCUUUUGCGUGAAUGCUUGAUCGAUCCAGCCAUGUCCAAUUACUCGGUGGUCAUUCUUGACGAAGCUCACGAACGUACUAUUUCUACCGAUGUAUUGUUUGGUUUAUUGAAACGUGCCGCAAAGAUUCGACCUGAUCUCAAGCUCAUCAUCACGUCAGCAACAUUGGAUGCCGAUAAGUUUGCCAGCUAUUUCAACAAUUGUCCUAUUUUCACUAUUCCCGGUCGAACGUAUCCUGUCGAGGUGCUAUACACCAAAGAUCCUGAACCCGAUUAUCUCGAUGCAGCAUUGAUUACGGUGAUGCAAAUUCACUUGUCAGAACCACCUGGAGACAUCUUGCUGUUCUUGACAGGUCAAGAAGAGAUUGAUACAUCAUGCGAGAUUCUUUACGAGCGUAUGAAGGCCCUUGGAUCAGAAGUACCGGAGCUUAUCAUCUUACCGGUGUACAGUGCUCUUCCCAGUGAAAUGCAAUCACGUAUCUUUGAUCCAGCACCUCCUGGCAGUCGUAAGGUUGUUAUUGCUACCAACAUUGCAGAAACAUCCAUCACCAUUGAUGGCAUUUACUAUGUGGUGGAUCCUGGAUUUGUCAAGCAAAACAAGUGGGAUGCAAAGUUGGGUAUGGAUUCGCUUGUGGUGGUACCUAUUUCUCAAGCAGCUGCUCGUCAGCGCGCAGGACGUGCUGGUCGCACUGGUCCUGGCAAAUGUUAUCGACUUUACACUGAAGCUGCCUAUCGCAAUGAAAUGCUUCCCAACACAAUUCCUGAAAUUCAGCUUCUCAAUCUCAGCAUGACCGUAUUGAUGCUCAAGGCUAUGGGUAUCAACGAUUUGUUGCAUUUUGAUUUCAUGGAUCCGCCACCUGAAGCCAACAUGAUUCAAGCUCUUGAACAACUUUAUGCAUUGCAAGCAUUGGAUGAUGAAGGGUUAUUGACACGUUUGGGACGCAAGAUGGCUGAAUUCCCAUUGGAACCACAAUUAUCCAAAAUGUUGAUCCAAUCCGUUGAUCUUGGAUGCUCCGAAGAAAUCUUGACGAUCGUUGCCAUGCUCACAGCACAAAAUGUGUUCUAUCGACCCAAGGAAAAACAAGCUCAAGCUGAUGCCAAAAAGGCGAAGUUCCAUCAACCCGAAGGUGACCACCUCACACUCCUCACUGUAUUCAAUGGAUGGAAAGCCAACAGUUACGCCAACCCAUGGUGUUUUGAAAACUUUAUUCAAUCACGCAGCAUGAAACGAGCAUUGGAUGUACGCAAGCAACUUGUGGGCAUUAUGGAUCGAUAUAAGCACGACAUUGUAUCAUGCGGCCGCAAUUAUACCCGUGUCUGUAAAGCACUUGUGUCUGGUUAUUUCCGCAAUGCUGCUAAGAAGGAUCCACAAGAAGGUUACAAGACGCUAUUGGAAGGCACACCCGUAUACAUUCAUCCAUCAAGUGCAUUAUUUAACAAGGGGCCUGAAUGGGUUAUUUAUCACGAAAUUGUGUUUACAUCCAAGGAGUACAUGCGUGAAGUGACAGCCAUUGAUCCAAAGUGGUUGACAGAGGCAGCACCGACCUUUUUCCGAGUGGCCGAUGCUAACAAGAUAUCCAAACGCAAGAGACAAGAAAAGAUUGAGCCAUUGUUCAACCGAUACGAGAAACCCAACCAGUGGCGUCUUAGCAAAGUCAAGCGAGGUGGUAGAAUUAGUCAAACAUUUGGAUAG